AUGUCGCUGACACAGACUGGGAUGACUGCAAUCCGCGAUUUCAGACAAAAUUCACCAAAGAACAUGACUCUCUGUGGAAGGAUCUGCUCCGUCUGCAAGAGAGUGAGUCCUAGGAAGAAUAGAGUUCGUGCCCAUCCUUUAAGAGAAGAGGAACACAAUGGAAGCAGAGACAUUCCCUGGCAGAAAGCAAAGGCAGAACCACGAAAGGAGGAGCUGGAUGAAAAUGAAUCACAGAUCUGUUUUUGCAACUUGAGGAAUCUCAGGGAAGGAAAUGGCCCCUUCCUGGUGCAGGCUUCCAUUGACAAUCUCUGUGCCUUGGCAGAGACCAAGCUGGCAGGGGUUCUGAGGGCCAUCUGCAAGUAUCGCCAGAGCAUCCACAAGAUCUCACCAAAACAUCGAUUGCGCAUUAAUGAAAUCCUUCAGGCUGUGAUCAGGUUGGCAAGUAGCAUAGACUACAAAUUGGCUAAUGUCAUAAUCAAACUGGCUGCUGAAGAUAUGCUGAGGACCACAGAUCUUCAGGACAGGUACCAAGAUGUGGCUGGUGACAUCCUGGUGGCCCUCUGGAAUCACUUCCCAGCAGAAGUUCUGACCAAGCUCCUGGAUGGCUUCCAAGGCCGGCUGCUCCCAUAUCGUAGCAUCCUCUGUGUUCUGGGGAAACUGGCAAACAAAGCCUUUACAGAGAGUGACGCCUUAAAGAUUGACAUGUGGGAGCGAAAGCUGGUGGAGUUUGUGGAGCGACUCCUGAUUGAUGUCACAGACAAGGCAUGUUUUGAGGAGCUCAGUCAUGAGUUAAUGAAAGUGAACCAGACCCAGAAGAACAGCCAAAACCCUGAGAAGGUCUUUCUCUAUCAAUAUUAUGGGGCCAUCCUCCGUGUCUCAGAUGACUCUCAGUUAGUUCAGGAGCAGCUCUGCAAUAUCCUGGGCAUGUCUCACAGAGGACCUUGGGAAGCCAAGGGCAUUGCUUCUGCAGUUGGCUUGGCUGCAUCUCGCCACCUCGAUGAGGUUUUUAAAGUCUUGGAGAACUUCAGCAAGGCUUAUUCCACCAAUGAAACCUCGAUGCCAAACACCAGCCAGUACUGCAAGUGGAACACCCUCCUCCUGUGCUAUGGUCGAGUAGCCCUGGGGAUUAAAGACGAAGUCCUCCCUAGAGUGGAAUUUAUCCUGUCCAAAAUGAUUGAGUAUUUCAUGAUCAACCCAAUGGACAUGAAUCUGAAGAAAAACUUUUUGAUUGCUGUGCUGAUGUUCCUUGAGGCCAUUUCUGCAACAGGUAAAGCGCAAGACAUACGGCUGCGCAUGAAAACACCACUUGUGGGAUGCCUGGUAGUGCUGAUUGAAAGAGAACCCGUCCACACACUGGCUGACACGGUGCGUCAGGAUGCAAUGUACAUCAUUAAAGAACUCAGCAAACUGAAACCUCUCCUUGAGCGAGAGAAAAAAUCCAACCUCCUCUGCGCCUCCUUCCAAAGUGUGUUUUGUCUGGCCCCAGUGGAGAUCCUGGAACAGCAAUGUUGUGUAGAUGAGCAGGCAGCUGAUAUCAAAGGGCUCCACCAUCAGACCAUAAACAGCUUUGAAGAGAUGCUUCAGGGGCUGCUGUUGGAGAAUCCACACCCAAGUGAGCUUGAGCACAUGAUGGAGCUUAUGGAACCAUGGAUGAAAUCAAAAGUAAAUCAAGUGCGAGAGAAAGCAGUGGAAGCAGCCAUGAAGGUCUUGACAUUUGUAGCAGGACAUUCCCAGUUUGAUCUCUCUGGGGAAUUCAGCAAGUUUGCCCACCUGACUGCUGUUCUGAUUGCUCUGUGCAAUGAUCCAGUGCAAUAUAUUAGUUCUUUUGCUGUGCAAGGAGUCAGUUGCCUCUACGAGAUCCUGCUGCGCCGGAAAGGGCUGAACAAAAGCAAGCAAAAGAGGCUGAAGUGGUCCGUGAAACGGAACUCAAGGCCCCAAGAAGAGGAUGGCCUUUCUUUUUUGAUGCUGGAGAGCAGCUGGUGCAUGGCUAUGCAUUGUGGCGACCAGCUUUUCUCAGCUCAGCUAACAAAUCUCCUGCUGUCUGUUCUGGAUCAUCUGAGAGGCUCCAACACAGAACUGCUGAAGUCAGCAGAAGAGGUGCUCAAUGCAAUUCUGAGGAACCAUGCCAUGAAGGUUGAAAGGGUGAGAGACAUUGUUGGAGCCAUCUACAUGUGCCUGCAGCUCCGCCAAGCCUCCUACUGGACCCGGAAGGUGGUGCUGAGGGCAUUGGCCUUCAUGCUCCCUUAUCACAUGGAGGAGGUGUUGCAGAGCUGCCUGUCUUUUUCAAUACCCGUUAACAGGCACGCCAGUGAGCUCUGGGCAGCAAUGGCUUCAGGCCCUCAAGUGGCCAUUCAAGUCCUGCAGCUCUUACUGAAGAACCUCCAGGUCAAGGAUCCUUUCAAAGGCAAUGAGGAAAGCACCACCAUGUCUCUAGCUGCAAUGAACGUCAUCUAUGAGACCUUCCACAUCCCUGGAUAUCGGAGGGCCUUGGCAGAGAUGCACCUUCAGUUAUUCAUCCCACUGCUCAAGCAAGUCCUCUACGUGAUGCAGCUGGACCUUCCUGAUUCUUUAAAAGCCAGACAGGAAAUCAUCCUCAGAGAAAACUCCAGCGCACUCAGCUUCCAGAGCACUUCGGUAGAGAUCAUGAAAAAUCUGUUCUCUGUGGCUGGGGACUGGGCAGUCUAUGCCUGCAUCGAGUUCCAGCAAGGAUGGCUGGUGCUGAGCACUCCGCAGCAGUUCCUACAAGGCACACGCCUGAUUGCAAGGGCCAUGACUGAGUGUGACAGUUCUCAAAUCCCUGGUAUCUUUGGGGAGGCAGCUCUCAUUCUCAACAGUGAGGAGGACGAAAUGAAGAAAAUGACAGCUUUGGCUCUAGUUAUUGAGUUCCUCAAGAGUCCAUCUGCUGUCAAGAUGAUGAACAGGUUCAGCCUCAAAGACCAUCUCGAGGAAGGCUCUGAAGCCUCCAGCACUGUCAUAAAAGACCUUUGUCUGAAAGGGCUCAGCAGUUUUGUUUUCCAGCAUGGGAAGGUCAAGCUUCUGCGAGAGGAGCUACCAGCACUGAUUGACUCUGUCUUCAGUGGACAAGAAGAAAACAUCCUGGAGGGAUUGAAGGAUAUAAUGAUGGCAAUCUAUGAGAUGGAUGGCCAAGGGAUCGGGCCUCUCUGUAUUGACCUUGCUCUGAAUGUUCGCUCAUUUUUUGAAGAUGAGAGAGCCAGUGUCCGUGCGACUGCCGUCUCCCUGUUUGGGCAGCUGGUGAUGAGAGCCAAAGAAGCUGACAAGGCCCUCCUAAAGAAGGAAGUUGUAUACAGCCUGCUUCCUCUGCUGCUUCAUCUGAAAGACCGGGAUAGCACUGUGGCCAUGAGGUGCAAACUGACCCUUUUGCAUUGUGGGGUCUUUCUCGGAUGGCCUCACCUGAAGCUGAUGUUCCGCAGCAUGGCGUGGGAUGAUAUCCGGAACUGUGUGGUGAAUGUGUGGAAGUACUUGAUGAGGAACAACCACGAUAACAUACACAUUUUCAUAUCCCAGGCCUUGGGAUACCUCCAUCAUCCCCUGGUAGAAAUCAGGCAUGCAGCAGCACGAUUUACAGGUCACACUCUCAACAAUUACAGCUCAGAGCUGUCAAAAAACCUUGAACAGGAGGACAUUUUCUACCUGAACAAAGUUUUCCAGGAGAUGGAAGCAAGCCCAGAUCCCAGCAUGGUACACUUUGCAAAAACGUAUCGGGUGGUUUUGCAGAAACUGUCUGUGAAACGGAGGCUCACUGGAGCUGGAGAAAAGAGUGCUGAAGUGACUGACAGCAGCCGUGGAGAGAAACAGCUCAGCGAGUGUGAAAGCAGAGCCCCCAGCCCGCUGCUGUUGCUGCCGCCAGAAUCCCCGCUGCCACGAUCCCCAGCACUGGAGGGGAGUGAAGUUCUGAGCAUGCACAGUCCCCGGCGAACCAGGCGCAUGGUCACUGAACGAGGCAAGCAGCCUGGUGCGUCCAGCGAAAGAAACAGACGGCAUCCAGUUGAAGCUCCAGCUGGGAUCUCCACUUCCAGAAAGGACCCCAGUGCUGAGAGAAAGCAAAGCCCUCAGCAUGCAGGUGCUCACCUGAGCCAGGUGGACCAUUGGCCAUAA
Molecule: messenger RNA, 4116 nt
Organism: Rhineura floridana
Lineage: Eukaryota; Metazoa; Chordata; Lepidosauria; Squamata; Rhineuridae
Product: maestro heat-like repeat family member 5
Exons: 34
Coding region: 1-4116 (1371 amino acids)
Cellular component (GO): cytoplasm
Source: RefSeq, a predicted model, not a curated record